AUGACGGACUCUAGCAACACCAAAACGCUUGAAGCCAAGUGCUCGUGUGGUUCUGUCCACUUCACCGUCGACAUUCCCAAAACAUCACUACCUUUCCGUGUUCACCUCUGCCACUGCAGCUUGUGCCGGUUUACUCUUGGCUUGCCAUGCGUCUUUCACACUCACCUGCCCAUGGGCAUCAGACCCAAGUUCGUGGGGCCAUCGUCUGAGGCAAACAUGACACACUACGUCGUUCCCGAGUCUAGGGGAAGUGUGAGCUUUUGCUCCACUUGCGGGUGUCACAUUGCCUGUAUUGGACUCGAAAAGGGCAAUUGGGUGCCUGCGACGUCCAUUUUCACAGACCAUGGACCAGAGAACUUCCAGAUUGGGAUGCACAUCUACACCAAAUCCGUCAAGGACGAAGGCAUCUCCAAAAUGUUGACCCACAUCGGGGGCCGUGAAUUUGGUGUCUAUAACCCACCCGAGGAUAGUCCCAAGGCCAAGCUCCUCGAAUCCGAACCUGAGGUUGGGGAAGACGGCAAGGAUCGCAUGCGCGCGCAAUGUCACUGUGGUGGCGUGUCUUUCACAUUUCCACGACCGACUGAGGAGGUCAUCAACGACGAGUACAUGUCCAAGUAUGUCUCCCACUUGGACAAGACGAAAUGGCAUGCGUGCUUUGAUGCCUGCGACGACUGUCGCCGUGUCAAUGGAACUCAUGUGGUUGGAUGGACAUUUAUUCCGCUUGCCCUUUGCGAACCGCCCAUCAAACCGGACCUUUUGAUCGGGACUGCCAAGACCUAUCAGUCGUCGCCUGAUGUGCUGCGAUCAUUCUGCGGCACAUGCGGUGCGACAUUCUUCUACUCGAUCGAAGAACGACGCCCGACAGACAGACAGCAAGUGGUCGAUCUCUCAACAGGCGUCCUGCGAGCCCCUGAGGGUGGCAUGGCGGAGAACUGGCUCACCUGGCGAGCUAGGCUGGCGUGGUUGGGCAGUGGGAAGAGGUUCGACAACGCAUUCACAGAAGCGCUACAGGAGGGAAUGAACAAAUAUGUUUUGGAGAAGGAAGGGAGAAUUGAGGAUUACAACAUCGGGUGA
Molecule: messenger RNA, 1074 nt
Organism: Ilyonectria robusta
Lineage: Eukaryota; Fungi; Ascomycota; Sordariomycetes; Hypocreales; Nectriaceae
Product: Mss4-like protein
Exons: 1
Coding region: 1-1074 (357 amino acids)
Molecular function (GO): carbon-sulfur lyase activity
Source: RefSeq, a predicted model, not a curated record